Molecule: messenger RNA, 1411 nt
Organism: Gossypium raimondii (Peruvian cotton)
Lineage: Eukaryota; Viridiplantae; Streptophyta; Magnoliopsida; Malvales; Malvaceae
Product: mitochondrial uncoupling protein 3
Exons: 2
Coding region: 109-1041 (310 amino acids)
Biological process (GO): transmembrane transport; response to cold
Source: RefSeq, a predicted model, not a curated record
UAGAUAUUGUAACUGAGACAAAAAGUAAGCUAAAAGCACCACACUGUACCCUAUCGCUCAUUCAAACCCACCAUUAGCUUAGUUGUCUCUCAAAGUCUCAAAGAUCAAAUGAAGGCAAAUGUCCAUGGACAUAAAGAAACCAGAACCCGAACCGGAAUUAAGAUCUUGUUGACGUCACUAUCGGCUAUGGUGGCGGAAACUUCCACCUUUCCCAUAGACUUAACCAAGACAAGGCUCCAGCUUCACGGCGAGUCUCAACCUCUCUCCUCCUCCACGCGCCGUCCCACCAAUUCGUUCCGUGUCGCCGCCGGUAUCGUCCGUGACCAAGGCGUUUCAGGGCUGUAUAAAGGUCUCUCCCCGGCUAUUAGUAGGCAUCUGUUCUACACUCCCAUUCGGAUCGUCGGUUACGAGAAUUUAAGGAAUUUGGUGAGCGCCGAUGGCUCUCUUUCUCUGUCUUCUAAAGCGCUUGUAGGUGGCAUUUCCGGCGCUAUUGCUCAGUUUGUGGCAAGUCCAGCUGAUCUUGUUAAGGUGAGGAUGCAAGCGGAUGGCCGUUUGAUAAACAAGGGUCUUCAACCACGAUACAAAGGACUCUUUGAUGCUUUUAACAAAAUUGUAGCCAUGGAAGGUCUUGGAGGUCUUUGGAAAGGGGUUUUGCCAAAUGUUCAGAGGGCGUUCUUAGUGAACAUGGGUGAACUAGCCUGUUAUGAUCAUGCAAAACGUUUUGUUAUAAAUAAUCAGAUAUCUGAUGAUAACAUCUAUGCACACACAUUGGCAUCGAUCAUGUCAGGUCUCUCUGCUACAAUGCUGAGUUGUCCGGCUGAUGUUGUGAAGACAAGAAUGAUGAAUCAAGCGGCUAGUAAGGAAGGGAAUGUUAUGUACAAGAGCUCAUAUGAUUGUUUGGUGAAGACGGUGAAAAUCGAAGGUUUAACAGCAUUGUGGAAAGGUUUCUUUCCUACAUGGGCAAGGCUUGGUCCUUGGCAAUUCUUUUUCUGGGUAUCUUACGAGAAGUUCCGACAAAUUUCGGGGCUUUCUUCCUUCUGACUAAUGGACCUGAUCAGGCUUCAGAUGCCAACAUACUUACGGGAUAGUUUCAGAUGUUAUUACCGGUUUCUUGUUCCAAGGGGCAAUAACUUGAAUACCAGCAUUGGGCAGAAGAUGUUCUGCUUUGAUGGUCUGCUUCCUAUGUAGUGUUUUUUUAUGGCAUUUUUCCCAUAUAAGGUUAACCUUGUUGUGAUUUGCAGUCCCUUGGCGGUAAAUGCGAGAUCGGUUGUGCUUCUUGUGCAUGUUGUGGCCUGUUCAAGUUUGUAAGUACGGUAUGUAGGACGAAUAAAAAAUGGUAUUUUCGAUGAAUUGAUUCAAAACUUUACAUGAAACUAUAAGAUCAUAUAAGAAAAAAACUAAUUUUACAUCU